AUGACCGGCGCUUUAAAAAGAGGUGUGCGUGAGCUGGAGAACUGGGUUAAGGGGAGUGUCUCCCGAGCUACCAGGCUUGCGAGGGGCGAAGGGACCGCCGGUACCAGAGCGGCACCAACCCAAACGGCUACAAAUGACUCGCAGAUUGGAGUGCGUCUGGACAAUGCUGAAAAGAUUACCAGGAACGGCAAGGAGUACAAACGAUACAAACUACAAGCAAACAAAAAUGCAGCAAAUCCGACUAUCAGGGAGCUAGCGAACAAGAAUUCCCAUCGUGUCUUCGCAGAAGCGGACGUUCCACUUGAUGGCACUAUUCCUACCGACCAGAAGAUCACCGCUCUCUUUCAGGACUUAAUCGAUGACGUUGAUAAGAAUAUGAAGACCUAUAACUAUUAUAUUGAGCUGCAGCAGAUAGACUGGCCAGUGGGACCAUGA
Molecule: messenger RNA, 435 nt
Organism: Histoplasma capsulatum G186AR
Lineage: Eukaryota; Fungi; Ascomycota; Eurotiomycetes; Onygenales; Ajellomycetaceae
Exons: 2
Coding region: 1-435 (144 amino acids)
Source: RefSeq, a predicted model, not a curated record